AUGAAGUCUUCAAUUACAAACAUGUCAAGGGUUUUCACUGCCUCCUUCUCCACUGCCAGGAAUGCGGAGAUGGCAGGGAGGCGUGAGAAAGAUGGUGGAGCCAAGCGACAGACAAGGACAGAAGAAUCAAGAGGAAGAGGAGCUCCGACCAAGCAAGUAGCUCAAGAACCUAAAACAUUCCAUGAAGGCAAAGUCAGGGUUGUGGACUUGCUUCAUGGACCAUGGAGAAGUAUUGGACAGGCUCUUCAGGACAGCUUGCCAGGAGAUGUCAUUGCAAUCAAUGCUGGAACAUACCAUGAAAACGUUGAUAUCAAAAUUGAGGACGUGAAGCUGGUGGGAAAUCGCUGUACCGGCGAAGUGACUCUCACUUCAAGAUGCAGGAUAUUCGCGAAUGUGAUCAGUGUCCGCCUUGAAAAUCUUUCGUUUAAACCCAAGUCUGCAAGAGUCGAAGGAGAUGAUGAAACGCGACAAGAGCAUGCAUUGACAAGAAGAAAGAUGGGUAUGAUUGCGAUGGCAUCGGACCAAAACUACCAGAAUCAAGAUGAUUUGAACAGGAAUUCUGAAUUUUGUGUGAUAGUUGAAGGAGGUAGGGUGACUGUGUUGGACUGCGAGUUUCAAGAUUGUCAUGGUGGCAUCAAAGUCUGUGGAAGGCAGGCAGAAGUUCUGGUCUAUCACUGCAAGUUCUUGAAGAUCUCACAUGCAGCCGCCAUGCUGGUGAGCGGUGGAGCUCGGGCGAGGGCGCGGGGUUCUUCCUUUCGCGGGUGCGCGGAUGUUGGCAUUGACAUCUGUGACAGUGAGUGUACGGUAGAUGAGAAUGAAUUUGUGGAGAUGGAAAGCCAUGCUGUUCUGGUUGAAAUGAAUGGGAGGGGAAAGAUCAGAAGCAAUCAGUUUUUGAAUGGCCGAAAGGCGUCCAUUGCUGUCUGCUCUCAGGGGGAUCCUAUUGUAUUGGACAACAAGAUCGAGAAUAGUCUUGCAACGGGAAUCUUUGUGUUCGAAGGUGGUAAAGGCACGUUUGAGCAUAACACGAUUUCUGCAAGUUCCCUCGCAGGUAUAGAAGUGAGAGACCAUGAUAGCGACCCCAUGAUGACUGAGAAUGAGAUUCACCAUGGGUUGAAUGGUGGUAUCGUGAUACACAGCUAUGCCAAGGGAACCGCAAAGAAGAAUAGAAUUCAUCACAACAAGAAUGCUGGGAUCACCAUUUGUACGAAUGCAAAAUCAUUCAUAGUUGAGAACGAGAUCUCGAAUGGUCAGGGUGCCGGUGUCCUAGUACACUCCCAGGGAUCUGGGGUAAUCCAUUCAAACUUCAUCUGUUGCACGGGAAAGGCAGGUAUUGAAGUCAGGCAGCAAGCUAUCCCGCAGGUCAUUUCGAACAAGAUAGAGGAAGCUGUUGCUCAAGGGAUACACGUGCACUCUCAAGGAAGUGGAUGUUUCGAAGAAAACGAGAUAAGCAGGUGCCAAGGUCCUCUCAUGGAAGCAAGUGACGUUGGUCAAGGCUUCAUCUUCAAGAACAACGCCUUAAGAGAGGCCAUUUCAUACGGAAUCAGACUGGAGAAGAUGAAGUUUGGAGAAAUAAGCUUCAACCACCUGCUCAAGCCUAGUAGAUCUGGGAUCAUGAUUGAGGCUUGUGAAAAUAUUCUUAUAUCCUCGAAUAAGAUCACAGACAGUUGUGAACAUGGCAUUCAGAUCACUCAAAGUAGCAAGUGCCAAGUGGUGGAUAACGUGAUAGUAGCUUCAGCUUUGUCUGGAAUUGACGUGAUGUCCUCAAGUGAUCCUCAAGUUGAAAGCAAUACUUUCGACCGCGUGAUAGGAGCGGGAAUUUGCAUUCAUGACGAAGGAAAAGGCGUUUACAAGCUUAACACUAUCAGAGGAAAUGUGAAAGCAGGAAUUGUAGUCAGGAAAAUGGCUGAAGCUCGACUGAUGGAAAACACUGUAAUUGAUGGAAAAGCCACCGGAAUAUAUGGUAACAUUUUGACAUGA
Molecule: messenger RNA, 1977 nt
Organism: Guillardia theta CCMP2712
Lineage: Eukaryota; Cryptophyceae; Pyrenomonadales; Geminigeraceae
Exons: 1
Coding region: 1-1977 (658 amino acids)
Source: RefSeq, a predicted model, not a curated record